AUGCAGAUAGGGAGCCACCACCCGAGCAGCGGCAAGAGCCCACUGAGUAGCAGCAGCAGUAGUGCUGCAGCACCACUAACGGGCGCUGCUGCAGCUGUAGCCAGUGCAGCAGCAGCUGCCACCAGCAACAGCUGCAGCAGCCGCAACGGCACUGUGAACGGGGAAGCUGCAGCCUGGCUACAAACUAGCGAGCAGCAGCAAAAGGGGCGGCAGCAGCAGCAGAAGCAGCAAAUGCAGCAAGAUUGCAUGCCACGGAGAAGCUAG
Eimeria tenella is the source of this 264-nucleotide messenger RNA. RefSeq lists its product as uncharacterized. The transcript has a single exon. NCBI's taxonomy places the organism in Eukaryota, Apicomplexa, Conoidasida, Eucoccidiorida, Eimeriidae. The record is from RefSeq and is a predicted model, not a curated record. Bases 1 to 264 code for a protein of 87 amino acids.